AUGCAGAACAAAGCCUAAUCUUUACCACUAUCUAAUUAUGGCCAUUCAAGCUAGGAAGCACUAAAUAAGCUUUACGAAUAAGGUAAAAAGUAUACUUUGAGAAACUAAGCUAACAUGACCUUGGAAAAUCAAGAAUUUUAGCAAAGACUAAACUAGAAAAUCAACAAACUUAGGGCACUUAAAUGUACUUCACUAGCGAACGAAAGCUUAUACACUACAGUAAAAUAUUCAUCACCUUAGGGAAACUAAUCAAUUCUUGAGAAAACGAACUCUAACAGCACGAUGCAUGAGGAUGAAGUCUUUAAAUUACCUGAUAUACUUAACUAAAGCAAGCAUUUUGAAAGUAAUAGUAAGCCACCAUCUAAUUUAAACAACAUUAUCAUGCGAAAUUCAAAAUACUCAGAAGAAAAAAUGCAGCUAAAGCCACAUCAAAUGGGCGAGUAGAGAUUUCAGACUAACUGCGUAGAGCCUUUUCCCAAGAAAUCUCUAUUCUAUUAAAAUUAGCAGAGUGAAAUUAAAAGAUUUAGCCAAUUAGACCAAAAUUCAUUAUAAAAACGAGAUGUGUAAUUCAAAAUGGAGGUGCAUCAAUCUAACUCGACUAAAAACGUUCAAGAUACGCUAAAUUUGAAGUCUCUUUAAAAUAGACUCUAAAAAUAGUCAAGUCCUAUUUUUAAUGGAAGGUAUAGUGAUCUAAUUCAUAGAUAGUCACGUCUUCAAGACACUAUACAAUCCAAUGAAUAUAAAUCAGAGUUUGUUGGAGGAUCAUCAACAGCAAAUUCUUCCAUUAGAAUUCACGAGUAACUUGCUAAUAAAUAAUAAGAUAAUAUUCAGAGAAAUUUACAAUAUUCUUAGAACAAAUCUUCAAUGGAAUUAAGAUUAAGUGAUCAUUCACCUACAAGAAAUGAGAUAAAAUAAUAAACAAUACAAAAUAAGCAAGAAGAAAAGAAACAUUACGAUUCCUUUUAAAAAAGAUUUAAGGAGUCAAUGCCUUUCAAGAUCAAAUUAUUGAAAAUGCAAUUUAAUGAACGAAGUUAAGCCAAAAAUAUUGGAACUUUAGAGCAUCUCGAUAUGAAAAAAUCGGAUAGCUAGCUAUGCCUAUCUUUUUCAGAUUUUUCUGAAUCAGAAAAAAAGAUUGUAUUAAUUCAUCCAUAAGAUUAGAAACCCUAAUAAAAAAUAGAGUAAAUUGAAAGGGAAUCAGGUAAAGCUAAUAGUGUAAAAAGGAGAAUUUAACAGUAGUCUAAAACUACAAAGAAGUCUAGAAAAUUCAAAAUAAUUAAAAGCAAACUACCUCCACUCUUAAAUAUUAGUUAAACACCAAAUAUGAUGAAGAAAAUUAACCUGCACGAGGAUUUGUCUUAUGUCAAAUCCCCUCUAAAUAUUGAUAAUCUUAGAAAUUAAUCUAUAACCCCAAUACCUCAGGAAUCUUUAAUUAUUCCAGAGAUCUUGCCACAUUCUUAAAAGGUGUCUUAAAAAUAAAAUAACAUUACCUAACAAGUCAAUUAUUAAUAAAAAACAGCAACUACUGGAUAGGAGAGAUAUAGCAGUACAAAGAUUGCAGUCACUUCCUUAAAUCAGUAGUUGCUUGGCAAUAGUUAAAUAGCUUACUAUAGAACCAAUUCAAGGAAUAGUAAUAAUAAUAGAUAUUUGGAUUAGCAAAAUAGCUAGCAGUCCAAUAAAUCCUAGAAUUCUCACUAUCCAGAAGAAAGUAAGCAACUAAUUAAUACUCCUCAGAUUCUUAAUAAGAUGAUUAGAAAGCUCUAACAAAACUUCAAUAACAAAUCUAAGAAAAGCACAAUCAACAUUUAAUGA
Molecule: messenger RNA, 1809 nt
Organism: Stylonychia lemnae
Lineage: Eukaryota; Ciliophora; Spirotrichea; Sporadotrichida; Oxytrichidae
Source: the annotation of a GenBank genome assembly